Ostrea edulis (European flat oyster) is the source of this 429-nucleotide messenger RNA. RefSeq lists its product as uncharacterized. Bases 1 to 429 code for a protein of 142 amino acids. The transcript has a single exon. NCBI's taxonomy places the organism in Eukaryota, Metazoa, Mollusca, Bivalvia, Ostreida, Ostreidae. Gene Ontology annotation, molecular function: DNA binding. Gene Ontology annotation, biological process: DNA integration; DNA transposition. The record is from RefSeq and is a predicted model, not a curated record.
AUGGGUAGAAAGGGGAAAGAGUUAUCAAGCGAUGUAAAGAAUGUUAUAUGGAAUCUCUUAGACCAGGGAAAUUCUAUUCAGAAAGUGUCAGAGCUGUUAGGAAUUCCUCAUACGACGAUUUCAAGUGUGAAAAAACGUAUUGAACAGAGAGGUUCAGCGGAAAACACCAAACGAAGCGGUCGGCCUCCAAAAGUGACAGAUCGCCAUUAUCGACGAUUGGAAAGGUUGGUCAAAACGAACAGAAGGCAAAGUUUGUUAGACAUUACGAACAAAUUUAAUGAAAAUGUGGAUCAACCUGUUGCCAAACGUACCCUGCAGCUUUAUCUCCAUAAACAUGGUUUCUCGAGGCGAGUGUCUAAGAAGAAAGUGGUUGUGAAGGAAGUUAACAGGAAAAAAGAUUGUCUUGGUGCAGGGAAAAGAGACGAUUGA